CUUCCUGGUUGGAAGUUAAUUGCGUGGAGGUUUAUGGGAUAGUAAAUCAUUAUCACCAUGGCAAAUCGGAUCAAUAUUCACUGACAAGUAUUGAAAUAACUUACUAAACUAAAGGUGUUAAAUUUUUUAAAGGACCAUUCUCAAACAGGGAUACUUAGUGUAACAAUAUGGCUUCAAAACACAAGACCUAUUUAAAGGACACAGUGGUAAAUGCCUCUGAUUUAAUUUAUGACUUCUCCUGCUCUUUGUGUAAAGAAGACACUCUCAACACUGAGGCCAAGUAUUUCUGUGGGGACUGCUCUAAAUACUACUGUGACAAGUGCUUGACAUUCCAUGCAAAAGUCCACAAAGAUCAUGUUGUGUUGGGCCGUAAGGAUGUGGACAAGUGGGUGGGGCAAGGGGAAGCCCUUGUAAAAUGUGACCUUCACCCUCAGACUGUCAUGGAGCUGCUGUGUGAGGAUCACGAUGAGCUGUGUUGUCAAAUUUGUGUGACACUAAAUCAUAGGUCAUGCCGAAGCACAAGACUGAUAUCUGACCUGGCCAGGGGCAUACACAAGAUGGCUGUCUUCAAACAGCUGCCCGCAAAUGUAACCAUGGUAACAACCAACCUGACCCAGGUGAGAGACGCCAGACAGAAGAACCAGAACUCCCUGAAGGCUUCAGGCAAGUCCAUGCUGACAAAGGUCAAGGCCCUGAGGACAUCACUGAACCAGCUGCUUGAUGAGCUUGAGAAGAGGACAGUUAAAGAGAUGAACAGUGUCCUGGCUGACCUAGAUGGCCCAUUACAGAAGGACAUUAAUGCCUGCACACACAUACAUAACCAGCUUAAGGCCCUCUUGGACACCAUCCAAGCCCAGGACGAGGAUAGUGAGUCCACCUCCUACAUUGGUUAUAGAAAAUGCCAGGACAAGAUGACAGAGGCCAACAUGCUGCUCCAGGAGAUAUCCACAAAACCAGAAGUUACUGUCAAUUUUCAGCUUGACACCCAUGCUGAACAAUUCCUGUCUGACUUGAAGACAUUGGGAAACAUCCUGGUGUAUCCAGGAAAUCAGGGCCAACCUUAUCAGUCUGGCAUGCCUACUACUAGACCAGUCAACCAAAUCUUUGAUAAGUCAAAGGUGUUCAAGCUGAUAGGAAAUAAAUCAUUCCCAGCAAAAUUAAAAACAGACAAAGAGAACUGUAUAAUUGCUGGAAUCACAGAACUUCCAGGUGGUGAGAUUGUUCUUGUAGACAAUACUAAUUGCAAAGCGAAGGUGUUGGACAGCAAGUUUAAGGUCAUAGCCCAUUGUGAUCUCCCACAACUUCCACAAGACAUCUGCCACAUCUCAGGCCAAGAAGUGGCUGUCACUGUUGACUGCAGAGGUGGCAAUGUUACACAGAAGGUUCUCUUUCUCACUGUGUCAGCUGACACCAUUAAAAUGACCAGGAUGUUCACAGUUGACCAUGACUGUUUCUCUAUCAGUCACCAUGGGGGCCAGCUCUAUGUGGGCUCCCUUACUGCCCUGUACCUCUACACCACAGCUGGCAGGCUUGUGAAGAAAAUACACGAAGAUACUUCUAAGGACACCACAGUGAACCAAUUCGCCUUUAGCACAGAUGGCAGGAAGAUCUUUAAUCCAGCCUCUGAUCAUAACUUGCUUGUCACCAUGGACAAUCAGGGCAAUAUUCUAGCCACACUGCAGGAUCCUGACUUUAACUGGCCUUGUUGUGUACAUGUGAGUGAGAGUGGACACGUGUUUGUGUGUUCAUAUGACUCCCACACAGUGGUGCAGGUUGACCAGGAAGGCAGGAAGAAGCUGGCUACCCUGGUCAGGAAGGGAGAUGGCAUCAACCAUCCACAGACAGUCUGGUACAGCACCCGUACUGGCAGGCUUAUUGUGGGUGGAUGGCAAGAUGACAUUUUGGUGGUCGAACUUCAAUAGUGAACUUCCAAUCAGUGAAAAAAGAAAGGAAGCACACAUACCCAGUGGAGAAAAAAAUAAUGUGAUGGUUACUUAAGAUGAUGUGAAAAUUGAAAGUAAUGAUGCAAUACUUUCACAAUUGGUGCAAUCACGAGUGAAAACAUGUGAUUUUGAGUGAAAUAGAUUUUGAUCUUACACAUUCAAAUUUGUCAAAUUUUCUGACAAUUAAAUUUGUGUUAAUUGGAAUUUUGCAGUUUAAAUAUCAAAAUUGAUAUUUUCACUACAGUGUAGGCCAUAAUAGUGCAAAUACCAGUAGAAAAAAAAUCACGAUAUUUUGCUAAAAGCAGAACGGAAACUUGAUUAAAUUUAAUGUUACUGAUGUAAAAUAAAAAAUAUGAUUUCAUAAAUUCAUAUAGUUAAA
Molecule: messenger RNA, 2322 nt
Organism: Mya arenaria
Lineage: Eukaryota; Metazoa; Mollusca; Bivalvia; Myida; Myidae
Exons: 2
Coding region: 168-1922 (584 amino acids)
Molecular function (GO): zinc ion binding
Source: RefSeq, a predicted model, not a curated record